UUUUUAGUUUAAAAAGUUUUGGCUUCACUUUUUUUCUUGAUUAUGGAUUUUUUCUGGGGUUCGUAAAUCUCGCGAGAUUUUUGUUUUUUUUAUUGAUUUUUUUUAUUUUUUUUUGUUCAUCUCAUUCGUUUUUUUAUUUUAUUCGUAUUUUCAUUCUUUAUUCGUUUUUUUUCUCACUGCCCCCUUGCUGCGAACGCAAAAAUUUAUAAAAUAAAAUUUAAAAAUUUUGAAAAAUUGAACUAAUUUCCAUCAAUUUGAAGGCCCCAUGGUUGCACUGCGAUGUGGUCCUCAUGGUGGCUCCAUCAAACGGUGAUUUUUUCCCCAUGUUAUUUUAAAAUUUUUAAUUAAAAAAAUAACCUUUUUUAUUUUCAUGUUUUUUCGUCUGGUGGUGCUUGUGGUGGUGGCCUUCAUGUUGGUGGUGGUCUUGGUGCCUUCUAUGGUGGCGGUUUUUUUGUUUUUUUUUUAUAAAUUUUAAUAAAUUUUAUUUUUUUUAUUUUUAAAAAUUUUUUUGUCUUCAUGGUGGUGGUUGCUCUUCAUGUUGGUUGGUGUUGCUCUGCAUGGUGAUGGUUGCUCUACAUGAUGGUUGGUGGUUGCUCUUCAUGGUGCUGUUCUUCAAUGCAUAUGGAUGCUGGUGUGGUGCUGCUGUCAAUGCUGGAGUGGUGCUGCUGUCAAUGCUGGUGUGGUGCUGCUGUUCAAUGCUGGGGUGGUGCUGUUUGGUGGAGGACGCUAGAUCUGGUGGCUCUUGUGCAUCUACUGGCUGCUCGUGUGGAUGGAAUGCUCUUCGUGGUCCCCCUUUCUUCACUGUUGGCCUGAGUGAUCUGGAUGGUGGUGGUGCUUCUACAAUCAAGAAUCAAUUGGAUGGAAAAAUGCGUGAUUGGGAUCCUUGGAAAAGGUUUGGGCAGGGGUGA
Messenger RNA from Meloidogyne enterolobii, 908 nucleotides. NCBI's taxonomy places the organism in Eukaryota, Metazoa, Nematoda, Chromadorea, Rhabditida, Meloidogynidae. The record is from the annotation of a GenBank genome assembly.